Sparassis crispa is the source of this 1077-nucleotide messenger RNA. RefSeq lists its product with no specific name. Lineage: Eukaryota; Fungi; Basidiomycota; Agaricomycetes; Polyporales; Sparassidaceae. Gene Ontology annotation, biological process: negative regulation of transcription by RNA polymerase III. Gene Ontology annotation, cellular component: nucleus. The transcript has a single exon. Bases 1 to 1077 code for a protein of 358 amino acids. Gene Ontology annotation, molecular function: RNA polymerase III core binding. The record is from RefSeq and is a predicted model, not a curated record.
AUGAAAUAUAUUGAAGUCCCCGAGCUCGAGCGGCUCGCGCAGGCGCUGACCCACGAGGGCCCGGAAUGCUCUGUCCACACGCGGAUAGAGGCGUACAGCUGCAAGAACAUCAAGCGCGACAAGAAGCUCUUCCGCACCCUCGAGAAUGCAUACAACGAUGAGCUCUCCAACUCCCCGCCCGUCCCGUCCUUCAUCGCGCUCGACCGCGAGCCCGACAUGACCCCCUUCGGACCCAUGCAGGAGCAGCACUCCCGCAGGACCCUCUACCUCCUCAUCGCCACCCUCAAUGUCGCCUUCCCCGACCACGAGUUCUCCGACGUCCGUCCCUGGCACUUUAGUCGCGAGGAGAGCGGCGCAAGCGUCCUCAACUCCCUCAGCACCACCCUCGCAUCACCCCACCGCGCCGGCAUGCAGGCCCCGCGGACAUACUCCGCGUACCCGCCGACUUCCGCCGACUUCUUCCCCUCAUCCGUGCCCACGUCCUCCUCGCCCUCAGACUACUUCAAGCCCAGCCCCCACGCGCCAUCGAAGGCCGUGUCAGGCACGCACCCCACCCUCUACCGCAUCCUCAACGACGUCAUCGGGCUCUCCGACUGCGAGGUCUACUCGUACUCGCCCGACAUCGAGUUCGACCCGCACGCGAACGACUUCUCCGACGACGAGGACGAUUUAGCGUCCGUCGGAGACGCGGAGUCCUCUACGGAUGACGAAGAGACCACGUUCCAGUUCGACGACUACGACGUCGACGAGGUGCGCCGUCAGCCGAGCUGGCGGAGCACUGUCACCACGUCCAGCGAGGACUCCGACGACCUCCUCGCGCGCUCGAUGUCGCCUAUGCACAUCCGGAUGAAGCGCCGCGGUGCGCUGCUCUGGAGUUCGCACUGGUUCUUCCUUAACCGGAAGCUGAAGCGCAUAUUGUUUAUCUCAGUGUGGGCCCGUGCGAAGAGCAUACAGUCCUGGGUGGAUGACGAGGAGGCGUAUGGCUCCCCGGGGAAGGUCACUGGCGAGAGGUUCCUGGGCUGGGAGGGCGCCAUCGGUGCUGGGGCCCGCGCGAUGGGGCUGAGAGCCUCAAUUUAA